CGUCCUCCCGGUCUUGGGUUUGUCAGUCUUGCUUCAACUUGGGAAAGGAUAUGUGCGUUACGUUUACGUGGAAAGAUUGAGUGACCUUCGCAAAAACUUUUAUCGAAGACUUACCUUGUGUCCAUCGUGGUAGAAAGUGUACAUCAGACACUGCAUUGAGCCACAAGGCUUCGAGACAUGAAUGAAGCAUAGAAGCUGCAGAAGGAGAAUUGAAGCAAACAAGCGGUGUAUCUUCUGAAGGCUGAACAAGGAGUACAAGUGUGUGUCAUCAGGAUAAUGUACAGAUAGCCUCGUCCAUCAUGGGUCUCUUCACUACCACUAAGAAAUUCCGCGGCCAGAACUAUUCCAGAUUGAAAAAGGAGUGUCUCAACAGAGGAGAAAAGUUCAGUGAUCCCAAAUUCCCACCCCAUGACUCCACACUGUACUUCUCCAAGCAGCCUCCGGGCGUCAUCACCUGGAAGAGGCCCCAUGAAAUAGUGGACAAGCCUCAACUGUUCAUUGAAGGUGCUAGUGCCAGAGAUGUGACACAAGGGCAGCUUGGCAACUGUUGGUUUGUAGCAGCAUGUGCCACCCUUGCUGGGGUCAAGGAGCUCUGGCAUAAGGUCAUCCCAGACUACAAGGACCAGGAGUAUGGAGAGCUGCAUCCAGGCAUUUUCAACUUCCGCUUCUGGAGGUUUGGGGAGUGGGUGGAGGUUGUGAUAGAUGAUUUGCUGCCAACAAUUGAAGGAAAACUCAUCUUCACUCACUCCAAGGAGAGAGGGGAAUUCUGGUGUGCCUUAUUGGAGAAAGCUUAUGCCAAACUGUAUGGUUCUUAUGAAGCACUUGAGGGAGGAAAUCUCAGUGAUGCUCUAGUGGAUCUCACCUCUGGAGUGUCAGCCCACCUGGAUCUGACAAUUGGAGGUUAUGUGGAUGACUUUGAGAAGAGGAAACAGCUCUUCAAGAUGAUGUCAAAAGAAAUGAGUGAACACUCUCUGAUGUGUUGUGCCAUCACUACUGGAGAAACCUUCCCUCGGCCACACAGCCAUGAGGAGGCUGAAAUGAGGACAAAUGUUGGGUUGGUGAAGGGCCAUGCAUAUGGAGUCACUGCAUGCCGGAAAAUUAACAUAGGAGAUACUGGCCUUUUCUCCAUCUUUAAAGGUGCCCAGAAGGUGAGGAUGGUGCGCCUCAAGAAUCCCUGGGGAGAGCGAGAGUGGAAUGGAGCUUUCAGUGAUGGUACAGAGAGAAGUGGGUUUGUGUAUUCUACCUCGCAACUGACCAGAAUGUACUCCAGAUCACCUGAAUGGGCAAAAGUCUCAGCUUCAGAGAGGCAAAAGCUUGGCCUUACUUUUGAGGAUGAUGGUGAAUUCUGGAUGACAUUUGAAGAUUUCCUGGAGAAUUUCACAGAUCUUUCCAUCUGUUUCCUCAUCAACACAAAGUUUUUAAGCUUUAGUAAAACUUGGCAAGAGACAACUUUCUUCAAUUCUUGGACCAUUGGUGUGCGAGGUCAUAACACAGACAGGGCAGGUGGAUGUCCAAACCACAAAGAAACAUUUUUACGUAAUCCACAAUAUAGGUUUGAUGUCAGAGAAGAAACAGAUGAUGUUAUAUUUCAACUGAUGCAGAGAGAUGCAAGAGAACAUAAACAGGAAGGAAUGCAGAACCUUGUCAUAGGUUUCCAUAUAAUGAGGGUUGAAGAAAACAGAAAAUACAGAGUCCAUCGGAUUCAUGAUGCAGUUGCCACCUCAGACUACAUCCGCACUCGAUCAAUCUUCCUACGAGAACAGCUGAAGCAGGGUCGCUAUGUCAUAAUUCCCACAACUUUCAAGCCUGAUGAGACAGGGGACUUUCUUAUGAGAAUAUUCACCUCAAAAGAUCCUGAUGCCAAGGAACUAGUCCUAGACCAACCCAAAAAUCCCUGGUACUCUUGCUUCAAGAAGGCAGUCAUGGUCACCACAAUUACAGUAAAGUGUGCCAAUAAUUUAGAAAAGCAAACUGCAUUUGGAGGUGAAGCUGAUGCUUACUGUAUCAUAAAGUGUGAGGGAGAGACAGUUCGCACCCCAGUUGAAAAGGGAACAUCAAACCCGAAAUGGAACACAACAGCUAUCUUCUACCGAUCCAAGCCUGAACAGCCCAUUGUGAUUGAGAUCUGGAACAGCAACAUGCUGGUUGAUGGUUUCAUUGGUCGGGCUGAGGUGACUGCACCCAUCAACCCAUCCCAUACCCAGGUCCAACUUUCGCUUUAUGGGAGACGCAAAGAGAAAACUGUAGAAAAACAAGGACAGCUUUUAGUGCAAGUGUAUAGUGAUGAUGAUCUGACCAGCAUCUAACUUCCCAUUUAGAUUUAAUCAAACUAAGUGAUAGCAUUGCAAUUUCAUUUACUUUGAUGUGAUUUCUCUUCAACUUGAGUAAUAAGUUUGUGAAAGAGAUAUUUUAUAAUUUUAAUGUAAUAGGCUAAUAUCUAAAUCAAAGCACAUCAGAUACAACUGAUUGCUUCUGAACUGUUAACUGAUAUUUCUGUGAAAUUUGGAGCUUUGAUUGCAAUCAUUAUCCAAAUCUAAACUUCCUGGCUUUGUGCUGCCAACUGGUACAGAUUGCUGAGAGGAAGUGGUAAAUGGUUUUAGGUGUAUUCAUCAACAUGACUAUUGUCUGAUAAAAUCACAUAUUUUUUUUACAGUAUUUGCAUACUUAAGAACAUGUGCAAGAUGUGAAUGGAUGUGUAAAGGUAUGAUGCCUGAGAUAAAAAAAAAUGUUUGCUAUCUUCAGGAAUUUCCUUGUACAUAUGUGAAAAAGAAUAUAUUCUCAUUUAGGAUGGACACACACACACACACACACACACACACACACACACACACACACACACACACACACACACACACACACACACACACACACACACACACACACACA
This is a messenger RNA of Portunus trituberculatus (swimming crab), 2886 nucleotides long. RefSeq names its product calpain-5-like. The record is from RefSeq and is a predicted model, not a curated record. Gene Ontology annotation, biological process: proteolysis. Lineage: Eukaryota; Metazoa; Arthropoda; Malacostraca; Decapoda; Portunidae. Gene Ontology annotation, molecular function: calcium-dependent cysteine-type endopeptidase activity. Bases 300 to 2306 code for a protein of 668 amino acids. Gene Ontology annotation, cellular component: cytoplasm. The transcript has 17 exons.